AUGUACACUCAAUCUCACACCCUCUAUCUCAGGCCCCAUCUUAGUAAGCCCCGGCCGCUAUUGCUUGUUGUUGCACUUCCACCUUUCUUCCCCACCUCCGACCUUCAUCUCUGCCGCCUCUUUUUCGAAGCCGCCGUUUGCAGUCGAAUUCAAACCGAGCGGGAAUCUCUACACCUGCGCCCCAAUAUCCUAUUCUCCUUCGCCUUGCCCGGUGCCCCAGUUCCUCGUUAUCUAGGUAGCUUCCUGGCCCUGUUUGCGCCUUGGUCAAGCCCGGCCAGCCCCAGCCGCCGUUGUCGCUUCUACCUCUUGCCACUGCCACUACUACUGCUUGUAGCUGCCGCUUUUCUUCCCGCACGAAAUUGGGAAGGCUUGUAA
Molecule: messenger RNA, 375 nt
Organism: Colletotrichum abscissum
Lineage: Eukaryota; Fungi; Ascomycota; Sordariomycetes; Glomerellales; Glomerellaceae
Exons: 1
Coding region: 1-375 (124 amino acids)
Source: RefSeq, a predicted model, not a curated record